ACUGCACUUUUCCCCCCUUGCAGAAAUUGUAUUGUCUCCUACCCCCUGGAGCUUUUGUCUGACGAGGCCGUGUUGUGUGUUUCAGAUGGCGUCUUCUACCAGCUGCCACCCUCCCAGUCGUACGGCCCCGCUCAGUUCCGCGGCCCAGUCAACGCCGUGCCCACCGUGUGGGUGCAGGUGCCCGCCAACAGCCUGUACCCCACGCUGUACCAGUACCCGGGGCAGCCCAACCCGGGGCCCAUCUACCCACCGCCGACCCCCGAGCUGCCCGCCGAGGAAAACCCUAGCCCGCCGCCCAAGCCGCCGACCGGAGGCUACCCACAGAGGCCCCCAGGUGGCAUCCCCGAGUACCCGCCGCAGCCGCAGCCGCAGCCGCAGCCCACCCCGGAGCCGUACCCCACCCCUGCCCCGGAGCCUACCACCCCCGACCCCAUCAAGCAGGAGCUGCUCAAGUCGUGCAAGUACCCGCGCGGCCAGUUCCCCGACCCCAAGGACUGCAGCAAGUUCAUCAACUGCUGGGACGGCGACGCGGUAGAGCAGAACUGCCCGACCGGCCUGCUGUUCAACCCGGAGAAGAGCUACUGCGACUACCCCGAGAACGUCCAGUGCGGAGACAGGCCCAACCCCCUCCCUCCCACACCACCAUCCCCUCUGCCACCCACCGAGCCCCCGACCUACCCCACCCUGCCACCCAACCCCCCGAAGCCCGGACAGAACGGCUGCAAGUCGCCCUUCGACCGGUACAGGUCGCCCACCAAGUGCGGCACCUUCUACGUCUGCGACAAUGGCAAGCCCAUCGAGUUCAACUGCCCGCCCGGCCUCGACUACAGCGAGGAAAACCAGGUCUGCGACUGGCCCGCGAACGUUAACUGCGGAGGCGCCAUCUCUUCUGAGACCACUCCUCCUCCCCCACCCGAAGAAGGCGAGGAUGGUAACGGAGGCGACGGAGGCGACGGCGGUGACGGUGGCAACGGAGGUGACGGUGGCAACGGCGGCGACGGUGGCGACGGCGGCAACGGAGGUGACGGCGGCAACGGCGGUAACGGCGGCAACGGAGGCGACGGCGGCAACGGCGGCCCAAUCCAGCCCGGCUACCCGCCCGUCAUCCCCAGCCCCGCCCCCCUUAAUGAAUAUGUUUACAGAAUACAGUAA
Messenger RNA from Frankliniella occidentalis (western flower thrips), 1152 nucleotides. RefSeq lists its product as uncharacterized. NCBI's taxonomy places the organism in Eukaryota, Metazoa, Arthropoda, Insecta, Thysanoptera, Thripidae. The transcript is spliced from 5 exons. The record is from RefSeq and is a predicted model, not a curated record. Gene Ontology annotation, cellular component: extracellular region. The annotation marks the transcript as partial. Gene Ontology annotation, molecular function: chitin binding.